Messenger RNA from Plodia interpunctella (Indianmeal moth), 2731 nucleotides. It is a transcript of the gene Hacd2, whose product is annotated as 3-hydroxyacyl-CoA dehydratase 2. Gene Ontology annotation, molecular function: 3-hydroxyacyl-CoA dehydratase activity. The record is from RefSeq and is a predicted model, not a curated record. Gene Ontology annotation, biological process: sphingolipid biosynthetic process; fatty acid elongation; very long-chain fatty acid biosynthetic process. Gene Ontology annotation, cellular component: endoplasmic reticulum membrane. The transcript has 6 exons. Lineage: Eukaryota; Metazoa; Arthropoda; Insecta; Lepidoptera; Pyralidae. The coding region runs from base 191 to 1309 and encodes 372 amino acids.
AUAAUGACAACACUGAUACAUAACAGUCAAAAAUUUCACCGAGUUUGCCUGCUUAUUUAGUUUCGUAGAUUGAUAGAUAAAGAUAUUUUAGAAUUCGGAUUUCAUUGGAGUAAACACUUGAAUAAGUUCUAAAGUCCAUUACAAUAGUUAGUUUAUGCUUUGAUGUGAUAUUUUUGUCUCCUUCGGUACAAUGGUAAUUCCAAGUCCAUUCGUGUACUGGGCGCAAACUGAGGACGCUGUUUCGUUGAAAAUAGACUUGAAAAAUGUUAAUCAGCCUGAUGUGAAAGUUCUGGAAAAUAAAGUGAAAUUCUCUGCCCAAGGAAUAGGUGCCAGAGGGCAGAGCCAGUACGAGUUUUCUUUAGACUUGUACUCGUCAGUAAAACCGAAUGAUGGAGACAAUCUGCCAGCAGUGAUGCGUGUGUUCGACAACCGUGUGGAGCUGUCCCUUCAGAAGUCCAGCGUGUCUUGGUGGCCACGACUCACAGCACAGCCGCAAAAGCCCGCAUGGUUGAAGAUAAACUUUGACCUAUGGAAGUCUGAGGACCUGCAAGACAGCGACGAAGAGAAACGCGACAUAAUGAAGGACUAUCCAGGAAUGUACGACAAACUCCACAAGGAGGAGCUGGGCUACAGGAAAGAAGACUUCAAGAAGGUGUACCUGAUCUUCUACAAUCUAUUCCAAGCCAUCGGCUUCACGUACGCUUUAGCAGUGAUGGCCGUCCGCUAUUACAAGUUAGGCUACGACUCUGUCAAGGACACAUUCGAACAUGUCGGCCCCGCCAUGAAGUUUUUGCACCUCAUGCAAAUUUUGGAAAUCCUACACCCCAUAUUUGGGUACACUAAGGGGGGUCCGUUCGCGCCGUUCGCGCAGCUCGUGGGGCGCAUCUUCGUCACGUUCGUGAUGCUCGGCUGCGAGCCGCGCAUGCAGACCAAGCCCGUCGUCUGCUAUCUCUUCGUCGUCUGGAGCAUCAUCGAGAUCGUCAGAUACCCAUACUACAUAUCGCAGCUGUACAAAAAAGAGAUUUACUUCCUAACAUGGCUUCGAUACACCCUCUGGAUCCCACUGUACCCCAUGGGUAUACUCUGUGAAUCUGUCAUUAUACUCCGAAACAUCCCAUACUUCGAGGAGACGCUACGGUUCACAGUAUCCAUGCCUAAUGCGUGGAACUUUACCUUCCACCUACCCACGUACAUGAGAAUACAUCUGCUAUUCCUCACACUGCCCGGUAUAUAUUACCUUAUGAGUCACAUGUACAAGUUAAGAGUAAAGAAACUGAAACCGAAGAUUGUUAUAAAAAAGUCCAAAUAAUUCGAUUUAAGAUUGGUUAUUGCAUAGUUGUAUAUUAGACUGGAUUGAGUAUGAGUGCUCAGAAAUCAAAUGUGUAAAAAUAAUGGAGUACCUACUGAGGGAUUAGUGCGGAUUAGCAUUUCACUUCUCGCCAUCGAAUCGAUUCGAAUUGAGACAAAGCGAACCAAUCACAUUGCGCCAUUGUGACGCAACGACAACCACACUGCAAUGUCACUUGUUCGCUGCGUCUCACUUCGAAUCGAUGUCUGAAAAGGGCUCUCAUUCUACGUCGCGUCGACCGACGCUCGGUCCAGUAGUUCUAGUUAUUAGGUAUUAUAAAAUCUAUAUAAAUACUAAACCUCGAAUUCAUAAAAUAUGAAUUAUGUUUUGUCUCGUUCUAUCAAUGUCAAGUGCGACAAUGACAAAACAUUUUAGCUAUGUAUGUAUGCUACUUUUUUAUGAUAGAGGUAGUAAAAAAAUAACACUAAAUUAGUUGGUUUUAUAGCGCUCAAUACUCAGUCGAGUUUAGUAUAUUUUAUGCCAUAGAGAGAAUAGCCAUAGAAAUAUUUGUAUUUCUUCGGCAAAUUGCGGCAAAAGGAUUGGGUUGCGGGGUAGUUAGUUAUAAAAUAAUGUUAAAUGGCAAAAGUUAUCGGCAAAGUUUUCUUUUUUGAGACAAGGGAUUGUGAUUAUGUUUGGCUCAAACCAAAGUAAUAAUUUUAAGCUUAUACUUAUGUUUAGUUAACCUAAUUGUGGGCAAAUUAAACUUUAUUUACUUCACUCCCAUGAAUAUUAAAUAGAUAUUGUAGACUGUUUAGGUAGGUAAACGUCUAAGGAAAAAGAUUUCACCAAAUGUAGUCAAUUCAAUUGUGAUUAUAAUCAUUUUUCGGCAAAUUGUGGCAAUUAUUUAAGAUUUUCUUUGCAUAAUUAAAAUAAGAAGGCAAAAUAUGACAUUUGUUUACCAAUUCAUUAGUAAUUUAAUAUAUUAAUUUGUAUUAAUUUGGUAUAGUUUCUUUCACAAUAAAUCAAUAUUAAAAGUGGAGCUCUAUGUUGUGCCUGGAAACACUGCUUGGAUAUUUUUUCCACUGUCAUAUGUGUGCGUCUGACAUAAUUAAUGGUAACCCAACGAAGUAGUAGAACGUUAUGCAUGGUAGGAACUAAAAUUAUGAGCAAAAAUGCUGAAAUCUGAUGAAAACCUACUACUAGAUGAAAACUGAAUUAUCUAUGGUUUGUCUGCACAGUAGAUGGGUUGAAGGUAAACCAUAGACAAACAGGUUGGGUCUCAUUCUUAAAAUUCUACUAUGUUAUUACAAAAUCGAUGCUAUACCAUUGUAAAAGUAAAAUAUUCUGUUUUUACAUUGUUUUGUAUACUGUUAUUUAAAUAGCACUAGAUUUACUUUGACUGAACUAAAAGCAUUUGAAAAGUAAAAUUGUUUAUAAAACAAA